Messenger RNA from Coniophora puteana RWD-64-598 SS2, 1227 nucleotides. RefSeq lists its product as uncharacterized. Lineage: Eukaryota; Fungi; Basidiomycota; Agaricomycetes; Boletales; Coniophoraceae. The transcript has 3 exons. Gene Ontology annotation, cellular component: plasma membrane; cell division site; growing cell tip. The coding region runs from base 32 to 799 and encodes 255 amino acids. The record is from RefSeq and is a predicted model, not a curated record.
CCCGCCAGGCCACGCUCACAGACGCUCGACGAUGGCCCCCACGUUCUUCAGCAGGUUCAAGUCAUCCCGGGCAAGUACCACUCCAGCAGCGAGCAAGGCGAAGACGCAGACGAUCGUCCAUCGCGAGCACCGGUUCAUCGCUGCCAUCGUGUUCUUCCUCAUCUUUGCGUUCUUCCUCCUACUCCUCCUCGUCUCCCUCUCCUCUUCCAUCAUAAAACGCAUCUUCGUCUUCGAGGUCUAUGCAGUCGAAUCAAAUGACCCCAGCGUAGGCCUGAGCAGCGUCACACGCUUUGGCAUGUGGGGUGUCUGCGCCUCCGCUCCAAACAUAACUAUCUGCAACGGCCCUUCGCUAGGGUAUGAGAUUCCCUACGAUGUCCUGACCAACAUGGGGAUCAACGACGGUCUCGGACCGCACGCGCUCAGAGUCCUCCAGUCCCUGCUCAUUUUCCACGUCGCCUGCGCCGCCUUCUCCUUCAUCCUCCUCUUCAUGGUGCCCUUCCUGCACAUCCAGCCCAUCGCUGUCGGUGCCUUCUUCCUCGCCCUCAUCACCGCGCUCCUCGGCACCGCGGCGCUCGCGGCGGACAUCGCAUUCACCCUGUUCGUCAAGACGAACAUUGGCCCGCUUACGCCGGAACUGGCGUUCAAGGUCGACUUUGGGAAUGCGACGUGGAUGGUCCUCGCAGGCGACUUUUUGAUAUGGGGCGCGGUGAUAGUUCUGAUGGCGAGGAUGUUCUUUUGUUUUGGAAUCAGACAACCAAGGAAGAAAACUAUCGAUGUAGAAAAGCCCGCGUUGAGCUGAAUGCGCUGGUGCUGCAAUAUACCAAAUCCACGAUGUACUGACUGCUGGGCCUAUGUUUCGCCUUCCAUCUGAUUCCUGAUCCAUCUUACCCUUGCGUCAUCUAGCUGAGCACUCGAUACCGGACAGUGUAAAACCAUACCAUGCUUAAUUACAUACCGUCAGUGCUACCUUUGCUCAGGGCCAAAGAGGAGGAGACACUGAGUGCAUGUAUGCAUGCAUGCUCCGCGUCGAGGUCUUGCAAUGUGGACAGCGCGGGGUCAUUGGUUCACCUUUCCGAGUCGUUGUCCACCAAUUCACCCAUAGUUUUGGUGUCGCACGUUCUGCUGAUAACUCCGGCUCCGGUGUUAGAUAUCAGCUUCCCGACGUAAUCACGCUCUUCUUCGCGCUCAGGUGUUUUGGCCACAGGACCACGCUAGAUGCCCUGACUU